UACUAAUUACUAAUAAAAGAGGUCCUAAUUAUCUGUCUAGUACGAUCUUUAAGCUUAGAAGCCGUAUUGUCCUGCCUAGACCAGUACAUUGUAGACGAAGACAUUCGCCCGAGGGCCGGGGUCGCUACUCCAGACUCCGAUACCACUGGCCCGAAACCCCGAAAAGAACUAUGCGGCCCAGGGCCCUUGUCAACAAGGUGCUACCUAAAAGAGACAUGGCGAAGAAGAAGAUCACAAGUCCUUUUGUGGAGAUAGGUUAUAAAUGCUGGCUUGCGAUGAUUGCAAAUAUCAAUUUUGCUUCUAAAUUUAUCUAAUUGUCCUUCCAGCAUAGUUCAGUGCCACUAUACCGUAUAGUGUUCAUCAUGGCAGCUAGGACAGCAGUUGCGACUCAGUCGCCGACAAUCCAUUCCGACUUGGCCAUGAAGGACGACGCUAUGGUACCAACUUCUUCAACUAAGCCAGAGCCCAAAUCGAUGAAAUGGGCCUGGCUAUACAUUUUCGAUUGGUAUCCUUCGUACUACUCAGCAGAAGAGAAGAGGCUGCUUCGAAAGCAGGACUCCAUCAUUCUGCCGCUCUGUUGCUUGAUGUUUUUCUUAAAAUGGCUUGACUCGUCCAACAUCAACACGGCCUACAACUCCGGUAUGAAAGAGGAACUCAAGAUCACCGGCAACCAAUAUUCACUCUUCGGCACAUUUUAUAACAUAGGAUAUCUCAUUUUCGAAAUUCCUUCAAUGAUGAUUAUAUCCAGGCCUAAUUUGACACGAUGGUAUUUGCCGACUAUGGAAGUUCUGUGGUCCAUGUUGACCUUCGUUCAAUGCAGACUUGCUAGCGACAAGCAGAUCUUCGGUUUACGAUUUUUGCUAGGUGUUCUUGAGACACCUGCAGCCACUGGGAGUAUUUACAUUCUUUCCUCCUGGUACAGAGCAGACGAGAUGUUUAAGCGGGCUGGUGUUUGGUACGUGUCAAGCAACCUUGGAGCCAUGGUUGGUGGAUAUCUCCAAGCAGCAGCCUAUCAAAACUUGAACGGUGUGUCUGGGAUGUCUGGUUGGCGAUGGCUGUUCAUCAUUGAUGGCACAAUCAGUCUGCCAAUCGCUUUAGCCGGUUACUUCCUGUUUCCUGGUCUACCGACUAGUCCAAAGAUCUGGUGGCUCAAAGAGGAUGAACAGAAACUCGCACAACAACGAAUGAGAGAUGAAGGUGUCCAAAAGCCGAAGAAAAUUGGCAAGAAAAUGCUGAAGAGAGUGUUUCUCCACUGGCACUUUUACGUUGCAGUAAUAACCUAUGUUUGCUUUCAAUGCACUUCGUAUGUUGGGGGCCAGAUGGCUCUCUGGCUUAAAUAUGAAGCAGAGACGCAUGGUACCUAUACAAUCGCGCAGAUAAACAUCUACCCGACCGGAGUACAAGCUGUUGCCAUCGUUACUGGCAUUCUUUCAACAUCUUUAUGCAUGAUAUACCCGCUAUGGGCAAUCAUGACAGUUGUAUCGGCUUUCCUACUCUUCUCAAAUAUCUGUCUGUUGAUUUGGGACAUCCCACUAGGUCUUCACUUUACGAGUUACUACUUCCUAGGAAUGACUUCAUGCGUCACACCCAUACUGUUCCCAUGGGUGAACAUUGUCAUGAAAGAUGAUAACGAGGCCCGAAGUUUUACCACCGGAGCCAUGGUAAGUCGCCCGCUGUCAAACGUCGGCCCUUUAUUUUGUGCUGGCUAACUCGAAUAUAGAUGACUAUUGGAUGGGCGUUUUUCAGUUUUUACCCUAUUACUGUAUUCCCGGUGCUCGAGGCACCUCAGUGGCGGAAAGGUUUCAUUGUCAAUACUGUGUUAACGGUCGCAUUCUGGUUACUUUUCAUGUUAGGUCAA
This is a messenger RNA of Truncatella angustata, 1858 nucleotides long. Its product is annotated as putative vitamin H transporter. The transcript is spliced from 4 exons. Lineage: Eukaryota; Fungi; Ascomycota; Sordariomycetes; Amphisphaeriales; Sporocadaceae. Gene Ontology annotation, molecular function: transmembrane transporter activity. Gene Ontology annotation, biological process: transmembrane transport. Gene Ontology annotation, cellular component: membrane. The record is from RefSeq and is a predicted model, not a curated record. The coding region runs from base 363 to 1709 and encodes 448 amino acids.